AGUGCCCUCCACGGACCUCCAAUCGGAAGCGUCAGGCUUCUCCUUGGCCAGCUCGGGUCCUCAGCCGCGCGAGGACCCCGUCCCGCCCCCGCGCCGAGGCUACCCCUCGGCCAGCUGACUGCCUCUCGUCUCCUUCGGUGUCUCCGCGAUGCCGCUCUACGAGGGCCUCGGGAGCGGCGGCGAGAAGACGGCGGUCGUCAUCGACCUGGGAGAAGCCUUCACCAAGUGUGGGUUUGCGGGAGAAACUGGUCCACGAUGUAUAAUUCCUAGUGUGAUAAAAAGAGCUGGCAUGUCUAAGCCAAUCAAAGUUGUUCAGUAUAAUAUCAAUACAGAAGAAUUAUAUUCCUACUUAAAGGAAUUCAUCCACAUACUGUAUUUCAGGCAUCUGUUGGUGAAUCCCAGAGACCGCCGGGUUGUGGUUAUUGAGUCGGUAUUAUGUCCUUCCCACUUCAGAGAGACACUUACUCGUGUUCUUUUCAAAUAUUUUGAGGUUCCCUCUGUUUUACUUGCUCCAAGUCAUCUGAUGGCUCUCCUGACACUUGGGAUUAAUUCUGCGAUGGUCCUGGAUUGUGGAUACAGGGAAAGCCUGGUGUUGCCUAUCUAUGAAGGCAUCCCAGUGCUGAACUGCUGGGGGGCACUCCCCUUAGGAGGAAAAGCCCUUCACAAGGAGUUGGAAACUCAGCUGUUGGAACAAUGUACUGUUGACACUGGUGCUGCUAAAGGACAGAGCCUCCCCUCAGUGAUGGGUUCAGUUCCAGAAAGUGUCUUAGAGGAUAUUAAAGUGCGUACGUGCUUUGUAAGUGAUCUGAAGCGCGGACUACAAAUCCAAGCAGCAAAGUUUAAUAUUGAUGGGAACACUGAGCGUCCCUCUCCACCCCCAAAUGUUGACUACCCAUUGGAUGGAGAGAAGAUUCUACAUGUGCUGGGAUCAAUCAGAGAUUCAGUUGUGGAAAUUCUUUUUGAACAAGAUAAUGAGGAGAAAUCAGUUGCCACCUUAAUACUGGAUUCCCUUUUGCAGUGCCCAAUAGACACCAGGAAGCAACUGGCAGAGAAUUUGGUAAUCAUAGGUGGCACAUCUAUGUUGCCAGGAUUUCUCCACAGAUUGCUUGCAGAAAUACGAUAUUUGGUAGAAAGACCAAAAUAUAAAAAGACACUUGGCACCAAGACCUUCCGAAUUCAUACUCCACCUGCAAAGGCUAAUUGUGUGGCCUGGCUGGGAGGGGCUGUUUUUGGAGCAUUGCAAGAUAUUCUUGGGAGCCGAUCCGUUUCAAAGGAAUAUUAUAAUCAGACGGGCCGCAUCCCUGACUGGUGCUCUCUCAACAACCCACCUUUGGAAAUGAUGUUUGAUGUUGGGAAGACGCAGCCACCGCUGAUGAAGAGAGCAUUUUCCACCGAGAAAUAAAAGUCUGAAUAAAUUCAGCCUUGCUUUAUUUCUAAUAAUUAGUAAUAAACUGUACAAAGUAUGUAGGAUGCUUUAAUAUAUAUAUAUAUAUGUGACUUUUAUGUAACAAAGCAUUUCUGUGUUUUCUCUUUGCACUAAUAUUGAUCUCAUUUUGUCCCUUGUGUAAUAUGGUAAAAUAGUGGAUGCCUGUGGUAUGUUGUAUUUAUAUCAAUAAACACAGUUAAGCUGUU
Messenger RNA from Arvicola amphibius (Eurasian water vole), 1632 nucleotides. RefSeq names its product actin related protein 10 (gene Actr10). The record is from RefSeq and is a predicted model, not a curated record. The transcript has 13 exons. Gene Ontology annotation, biological process: retrograde axonal transport of mitochondrion. NCBI's taxonomy places the organism in Eukaryota, Metazoa, Chordata, Mammalia, Rodentia, Cricetidae. Bases 149 to 1402 code for a protein of 417 amino acids.